Molecule: messenger RNA, 2952 nt
Organism: Amphibalanus amphitrite
Lineage: Eukaryota; Metazoa; Arthropoda; Thecostraca; Balanomorpha; Balanidae
Product: transmembrane channel-like protein 7
Exons: 19
Coding region: 68-2368 (766 amino acids)
Cellular component (GO): plasma membrane
Molecular function (GO): mechanosensitive monoatomic ion channel activity
Source: RefSeq, a predicted model, not a curated record
GCUGCGCGAGCUCCCCGUCAGUCUGACGGUGAAGCGCAAGGUCCGUCAGCGGCUGGAGACUAACCUGAUGGAGCGGAAGGCGCUCGUCAAGCAGACGCGACUGAUGCGCUGGAGUGCCGACGCCGGCCGGGCUCUCGUGCUGACCAAACGGUACAUGGCCGAGGCCCACGGUCUCGUUCACAUCUGGCACGAGCAGAUGAAGACGAUCGAGGGCAACUUUGGCCAAAACGUGGGCCUCUACUUCCGCUUCAUGCGCUGGCUGCUGAUCGUCAACAUGGAGGUCCUCCUCAUCAGUUUCCUGUUCCUGGUGGUGCCCCAACUGGUGAUGACCAUCUACGAUCCCGAGGCCGCCCGUCGCAGCGCGCUGGGACUGCCGGAUCCGAUGCACGCUCGAAUGGAGAUGGAGAACAGGACGAUACCGAACCUGCACUUCUUCCUGAGUAACCUGCUCACUGGACAGGGCUGGCUGUACUCGACGCCCAUGUACUACGGCUACUACUACCGCGACUCGAUCCGCACAUCGUCCUACACGCACUACCACAUGCCGUCCGCCUAUCUGGCCAUCACCACCUUCUGCAUCACCUACCAGCUCAUGAAGCUGGCCACCAGCACGGCUCGCUCCUACCGUAAGAACUUCAUCGACGUGUCCACCGACACCAGCGGCAACGUGGCCAACCUGAUCUUCGCCGGGUGGGACGCUCGCGUCACAUCCCAGGAGUUGGCCGAGCUGAAACGCACCGGACUCUACCAGGCUUUCCAGCGGAAGCUCAAGAAGAAGGAGGAGCUGCACGCGGCCGAGCAGGCUGCUGCCGCCGGGGAGGAUCCGGCGGCGGCCGCCCAGCGCCGGCGCGCCCAGCUGUACACGGUGCUGGGCCGGCUGGCCAGCAACCUGCUGGUGGUGGCCGUGCUGGGCGCCGUGGCCGUGCUCACCUGGAACGUCAUGGGCAUGGACGCGACGCUGGGCCCGGACGGCAGCUUCAUCUCCCUCCUGGGCUCCGCCAUCAUGAUCAGCGCCUCCAUGGCGCUCUUCCCCAUGCUCUUCCAGUUCCUCGGCAUGCUGGAGAACUUCAAACACCCCCGAGCGCUCAUGUUCAUCACGUUGAUCAGGAUGGUGGUGAUGGCCAUCAUCAUCCUGGGCACCAUCGUGAUCUACUGGGUGCAGCAGGUCAACAACCGCUCCACCGAUACUGACUCGGGCGCCCGGGACGAGUGUUGGGAGAAUGAGGUGGGAUCGGAGCUGUACCAGCUGAUGAUCGUCGACCUGUUCUUCAUGUUCGUCUUCGAGCUGGGACUCGAGUUCGCCAGAAAAGUGGCACACGAGCACGGUCUCUGGGUGGAGGAGCCGCACUUUGACAUCCCACGGAACACCAUGUUCCUGAUCUACAGUCAGACACUGGUGUGGACGGGCGCCUACUUCAGUCCGCUGCUGUCGCUCGUGGGAUCCGCCAAACUCGCCAUCAUGUUCUACGUUCGAAAGUGGUCCAUGUUCCGUCACUGCACGCCCCAGUCGCGCUCCGUGAGGGCCUCCCAGACACAGACCCUGUUCAGAAUGGUGGCCUUCAUCGUGUGCUUUCUGGCCGCCUGCUUCACCGGCUACAUCGUCACCAAUGUGCGUCCGUCGGCUACCUGCGGUCCGUUCCAGCAGAAAUCACUGCCCUCCGUAGUCGUCAACGAUACUUUCACAAGAUGGAAGGACGAGGGUCACACGGCGCCCUACACCAUGGCUAUGUACUCUAGCCGACCGGGCGUGGUGGCUGUGUGGCUGCUCAUCUUCAGUGUUGUGGCCUACUACCUGCGCUCUCUGGCGCUGGCCCGUCAGGAGAUGAUUGUCCUGCUGCGCGGACAGCUAGUGCUGGAGGGACAGGAUAAGGUCAUGCUGCUGCAGCUCAUCGACGAGGCCGCCACGCGACUGCAGGGGAUGCGUCGUAUCAACCGUCCCGGCCUGCCAGACGUCGAGGAAGAGGACGAUGACCAGCAAGUACUCCCCGUGGACGACCCGCGCGCCAUCAUCAAGGUGCUCUUCGAGCCGGCUAAAGAUGAUGAACCGGAACCGGAGGCCCAGCCGCCGCCGCCGCCGCCGCCCCCGCCAUCCCCGCACUCACUCUCAGCGGCCGCUGAGCUGGCCGAGGCGCGGUUGGCGGUGGAGCAGGCGGGAAAAUCGCCGCCGCGCCUCUCCGUGGUGCGCCGCACGCCGUUCCCGCUGGGUACAGCCGGCACGGGCGGCCCCAGCAGCCAGAUACGGCGACCCAGCAAGGUCACAAAGGCGGACGAGAAACGUCAGGCUGGCCAGUUCUGGCACUGGUUCAGGGACAAGCUGGAGGGGUCCUCGGACGAGGAGACCGACACGGACUCCAACCUCAGCAGCUAAAUACUGGUCGAGACACGCCCAGGAUGACGAAAAGCCACCUCAAAAGUGAGCGGCCCACCCGGCGCCGGAGCUGUCUUGAACGCCGCCAUGGGAGGAAAUGUUCGGGACAAUCGAGCUUUGUUUGCUAACGGCGGUGCGUGUGUCACAUGUUGGAUUCCCAGCGCUUCAUAAGCACAUGCAUCGUAAGCUGUAUGAAAUGUAUAAUAAAAUCAUUUCUCGUAGUGUCAUAUGCUUGAGCGUUUGUCAUUUGCAGCGCAGGUAGGAAAUAUGGCACUUCUGUGAUGCGAGUACAAGAUAUAAACUGGUCUUAUGACUAGAUCGUUACUCGUGAGCCUGCUCGGUCAAACGUCCACCGCUGCGAUGUCUUGUGUGGACUGUUUUGUCGCUCACCAAGUUUACUGUUGGCCUGUCCUGUUCUCUGCCCGGGAUUACUGCACAAUCUGGGUUCAGCAGAUGGAUCUCUAGCAGCUCAGGUGUAUAGCAUGUAUGUAGUUCGGUCUGCUCAAUAUGUCAUAAUAAGUUCGUGAUCUCAUUCGUGUUUGUAACUGUUGUGCUUUUCUUGAGAAUAGAUGUUCAACGCCUUU